AUGGACUCUUGGUUUGGUGCUGUCCCCCAUGGUGCAGGAGAUGCACGGCAGGUGUGGCCUCGCACCGGCCACAGCUCCAAGGACAACGAGCAGCUCUUGACUGCAGUGGCUCGUCUGACGUUGAAGACUGCGCAGACCUGCCGCAACCUGGAGAGUGCUGUCUUUGUUACCUACAUCCUGGCCAAGGAUGGUGUGUAUGCUCAGGCCGCGUCGGCCGCCGGCCAGACCUAUGCGCAGAGAGCUCGCGCUGCGGGGAAGAAUCACACCUUGGGACAGCCGUCUUCGUGGGUAUGGGCUGCUUUGGCCCAGGCCGCAUUGAAAGACGAAGCUCUGUUUGAGGAGAAGCGUGCCAUGCUGAAGCAACAUUGUGAUUCUGUCACGGAUCCCAUGGUGCUGAGUGAUCAGGUCCUCUACUGUCGAUUGUCAAAAGUGUAUGACCAGACCAAGACUCGUCUCCAGCUCUCGGUCGCCCCUGGUGCCUUGAGUGAUGUGUUGACUGUCUUGCAGGAAGGCAUCGAAAAAAGCGGAGGGCUGCGCAAAGAUGGCCCAGCUCCUCGCGGUGCACUUGAAAGACAGAUCCAAGAAUUGCUUGGUGAACCCAGCAUUGAGUCAUGA
Molecule: messenger RNA, 615 nt
Organism: Durusdinium trenchii
Lineage: Eukaryota; Dinophyceae; Suessiales; Symbiodiniaceae
Source: the annotation of a GenBank genome assembly